ACUUGUCUCCUUCCACAGCCAUGACUUCCGUUCGCCCCUGCCCCCCGGCCGCCGGCGCCGGCGCCCGCUCCAUCCCACUCCCCUCUCCCCCCACCGCCGGCUCCCAUCUCCACCUCCCCCGACUUCCCCCGCCACCUCCCCUCUCCUCCUCCUCCAACAACCACUCCCCCUUCCCCACCGCAACCCCCGUCACCCCUCUCCACCCUUCCGACGAGGUCCUAUCCGCCAUGUCCCCGCGCGAGCAGACCUCCCUCCUAUCGCGUCAGCGCCACUGGCGCUGCGCCCGGGACCUCUUCGACCGCCUGCGCGCGCUCCCCGGAUACGCUCCCAACCCCGUCCACUACGCCGUCCUCCUACGCCACCUCGCCCGCGCGCAACGCUGGGCCGAGCUCCGACGCGCCUGGCUCGGGAUGGUUCUCCCGCCCUCCAACCCGGCCUACGCUGCCCUCGCCGACGCGCUCGCCAAGGCCGGGUUGGUGCGGGAAGCCCUCCUGCUGCUCCGACACAUGCGCGCCCGGGGCGUCGCGCCCGACGAGGUGUCCAUGAACACCUUCGUCCGUGUCCUCAAGGACGAGGGCCGCUACGCGGACGCGCUCGCUCUCUUCCGCAAUUGGUGCGACGGCAAGUUCGAGGUUGACUUCCUUGAUCUUGACUGCAGCAUGGUUGAUCUCGAUGGCCCGAUGCGGUUCUUGCUUGAUGAAAUUUGUGAUGACAAAGUUGUUGAUGCUGCUGGUGUACCGGGCGUUGUUGGAGGUACUAGGAAGCUGAAGCUCGUGGCGACAUAUAACACGAUGAUUGAUCUUUAUGGGAAGGCUGGCCAGCUGAAAGACGCCCUGGACAUGUUUAUGGAUAUGCCAGCUCAUGGGAUUAUGGCAGACACGUAUACAUUCAAUACAUUGAUCAACGUAUUUGGGUUAUCUGGCAAUAUGGCACAGGCAGAGGCGCUGUUUGGUAGCAUGGUAGUUAGGGGCAUCAAACCUGACACUAAAACAUACAACGUGAUGAUGACUGUGUUUGCAUCGAGAGGGGAUUCAGAGGGAGUUCUGAAGUACUACCAUCAAAUUGGGAAGGAAGGGUUACAUGCGGAUCCUGUGAGCUAUAGGAUUGUGCUGCAAGCGCUAUGUGAGAGAAAGAUGGUGCGGGAAGCAGAAGAUGUGGUCGAAUGGAUUCUGAAUAAUGACAGUUUUGUUCAUGAGCAGUCACUGCCUAUUGUCAUGAAGAUGUACGUUGAUCUAGGAUUGCUCAAUGAGGCAAAUACAUUCUUUGAGAGGCAUUGCAGAGUUAAAGGGGUUUCAUCCAAGAACGUUGCCGCUAUCAUGGAUGCUUUUGCUGAGAAGGGCCUGUGGGAAGAAGCGGAGCAUAUUUUUUACUCUGAAAGAGGAGUUGGGAAUAAGGACAUAGUGGAAUAUAAUGUGAUGGUAAAGGCUUAUGGUCAGGCAAAGCAAUAUGAUAGAGUCUCUUCUCUGCUUGAGAGCAUGAAGGAAUCCGGUGUUUCACCAGAUAGUUGCACAUAUAAUUCCUUGAUUCAAAUGUUCUCUGUUGGUGGAUUUCCACAGAUAGCUAAGAAGCUAUUAGAUGAAAUGAAAAAUGCAGGAUUUAAGCCAAAGUGUGAGACAUACUGUGCUGUUACUAGAAGUUAUUCCCGCCAUUACUUGGUACCAGAGGCCAUAGAUCUGUUCAGUGAAAUGAAGGCCUCAGGUGUUGAGCCAAAUAUUGUUGUUUAUGGACUAUUGAUUGAUAUGUUUGCGGAGAUAGGAAAUGUAAAUGCAGCGCUGCACUAUAGUAACUUGUUGGAAGAAUCUGGAAUAUCUCCAAACCAGGUUAUUUUAACUUCACUUAUCAAAGCCUACAGCAAAGCUAAUUGCUGGAAGGAAGCACAGGUCUUGUAUUCAAGGAUGAAGAACAUGGAUGGUGGCCCUGACAUCAUUGCCUCUAAUGCCAUGCUAAACCUUUAUGCAAAUCUUGGAAUGGUCACUGAAGCUACAGAAAUCUUUGACAAACUGAGGAAAAAUAGUCAUGCUGAUGAUGUUUCAUACAGUACCAUGAUAUACCUCUACAAGGGCAUGGGCUUGCUUGGCGAGUCCAUUAAGAUUGCUCAUGAAUUACAGAAGUCAGGCUUACUAUCUGAUUGUGCUUCAUACAAUGCUGUUAUGGCUUGUUAUGUGGCCAGGGGCAACCUUAGACAUUGUGCUGAGUUAGUUCAGCAAAUGGUGGCAGCUAACAUUCCACCAGAUGCCUCAACGUUUGGAAUGAUAUUUUCUUUACUGAAUAAAGGCUAUGUUUCAACCGAAGAAGUUUUACAGCUAGAAUCAGCAUAUAAUGAUGGGAGGAAUUCUGCCAAGCAAGCUAUUGUUGCAUUGUUGUUCUCCACAGCAGGCAUUCAUGCUGCUGCGUUAGAAAUUUGUGAACAAUUGUUAAGGCCUGAGUGGACAGUUGAUCCAUGUGCAUACAAUAUUUGCUUCAAGGUCUACGCUUCAUGCAGGAAGGUAGAAAAAGCCUUCAGUUUGUUCACGCGGAUGCAUGAUUUGGGGCUCAAACCGGAUACAGUUACUUGCAUCCAUUUGACAACUUGCUAUGGGAAAUCUGGAAUGUCAGAAGGCCUAAGGACAAAUGGCCUUCUUGAAUACAGAAAUGAUAAGCUUAGUAUACAUUCAAAUAAUGCACUGGUUGCCUACAUAGAAACUGGAAAAAAAUAAUGUUGCAUUCAGUUAGUCAAGAAAUUAUAUGUACCGAAAAUCAGCUUAUAACUCACAAGGAGAGUUUGAUUUAGUCGUAGGACCUGAAACUGAAGCUAGCGUGUGUGGUGAUCAGAAGUGAGUCAGGUGUGCUCGAAGAUAUAGAAGCCAGAUAGAUUGGAAACAUUAGUGCGUGUGUCUACUUACUAACCCAUAUAGUUCUUGCCAUCUCAAAUGCUUAUUGUUGUCAAUGUUUUUCUUUUAAUAUUCUGAUGUACCAGUUAUAGCUCGUUGGUUUGUCAAAGGCCUAGAUACCAAUAGAUAGGAAAAAAUAUUAUACAGCACAAGCUUCAUAACUGAGUUUGAGCCACCGUUUUUCUUUCUAAGUGAUACCAAUACAGUUCCUGCUUGGUGUCUGAUCCCAGUUUCUGCUUUUCUGGUUAAUUUCUUGUAGUAAUUGGUCCAGUAGUAGAUAUUACUGUAAUCACUUGUUGAUCUGUUUUUUUUUCUGGAGUUACAAUCAUAAUGGCAUUCUAUUGACUAUUGA
Molecule: messenger RNA, 3222 nt
Organism: Phragmites australis (common reed)
Lineage: Eukaryota; Viridiplantae; Streptophyta; Magnoliopsida; Poales; Poaceae
Product: pentatricopeptide repeat-containing protein At1g73710
Exons: 1
Coding region: 21-2696 (891 amino acids)
Molecular function (GO): protein binding
Source: RefSeq, a predicted model, not a curated record